Messenger RNA from Triticum dicoccoides, 729 nucleotides. RefSeq lists its product as uncharacterized. The record is from RefSeq and is a predicted model, not a curated record. The transcript has a single exon. Lineage: Eukaryota; Viridiplantae; Streptophyta; Magnoliopsida; Poales; Poaceae. The coding region runs from base 86 to 334 and encodes 82 amino acids.
ACGACAUUGCCAAAACCCAGCGUCGUGCAGCCCCCUACAAGCUUGUUCUAAAGGGAGAAGAAGGAAGCCAAGGUUGACGGGAUCGAUGGCCGUCGCGAGGAGGACGAUGAGGCUCGCCGUGCCGGUGCUCGUGGCGGCGCUGCUGCUUCUGGCGGUCCUCGGCGAGGCGGCGCGGCCGCUGGGCGGCGCCGACUGGGCGGCCGCCGGAGGGACCCCGCUGCCGGGCGCGUCGGCGACCAUGGCCCAGGCGCUCCGGCGGCUGUACACGCAGCGGCUGGGCGGGCCAGGCGCCUCCUGCACCACCAACAGCCCCAACGUCCCCUGCCCGCCGUAGAGGCCGAGGCCGGGCGGCGAGACCCGGCCGUCCUCCACGACCACCCCCUCCCUCCCUCCUCUCUCGGGUUCAAGCUUGUUUUUGACGGACCAGCCCGGGCGGCGAUGGCGGGCUCACAGUGUGCGCAUGUUCUUUUUCCCUAGCUAGCUAGGCCGGCCGACUAGCCGCCGGCGGUCGACAUGGUUUGAUUGGUUGAAUUCGUUGGUUGGUUUCUUGGAGAUUUUUUCGUUGCCCGCGCGUGGUUUUCGCUUUCGCCGGGUGUUGAUUUGUACAGAAGAAAACAUACUCGUAUACUUGGUAGGAUCUUUUUGUUUUUGAAUAAAACAUAGGCAAGCUGCGAAAGUGUACCAGCAACACAUGUAUAUACCUUUCUCUAUAAAGUGAUACAUAUUAUA